Messenger RNA from Somion occarium, 1184 nucleotides. Lineage: Eukaryota; Fungi; Basidiomycota; Agaricomycetes; Polyporales; Cerrenaceae. The record is from the annotation of a GenBank genome assembly.
UAACACACAUUGAGCGCCGGUGACCAUGGUUAUAGUGGUUUCAACUUUACUUACGCCGUAGAACUUAUAAGUGUGUGUAUUGCACAGUAAAACUACUUGGCAUAUGAUCGUAGUCCAGCUUGACUUCGACUUUCAUCCAUUCUAGUCUCUUGAUAAUCGUUAUGCGUGUCAUCGUUACAGGAGCAUCGGGUGUACUUGGAUCAGCAGUCUACUCUGCGUUCAAGAAUGCCGGACAUACAACACUUGGCCUUGCGCACUCCAGAACUACAGGUGACCUGCAAAAGUUAGACCUCCUUGAUCAGGAUGCUGUGGCGAAAGUGUUUGGAGAGUUCAAACCAGAUUGGGUCAUACACUGUGCUGCUGAACGUCGGCCUGAUGUUGCGGAGAAGGACCCGGAGGGUGCUCGCAAACUGAAUGCUUCCGUACCCGCGUUCCUCGCUCGGCUAUCUGAGACCCUUAGAUUCACUCUCAUGUACAUCUCAACUGAUUACGUCUUCGACGGCACAUCGCCACCUUAUACACCUGCUUCCGCACCAAACCCUGUCAAUUUGUAUGGCCAAACAAAGCGCGAUGGAGAAAUAGCCGUGUUGGAAGUAACAGGAAGUAAUAGUAUAGUCCUUCGGUUACCAGUGUUGUACGGACCAGCGCCGAAGAAUUCAGAUACAGCCGUCAAUAUCCUCAUUGAUGUUGUCUCCGAUCAAUCAGGCAAACAAUACAAGAUGGAUCACUAUGCUACCAGAUACCCAACGAAUGUUGUAGAUAUCGCGGACUUCCUCGUUAGGUUGACAACGUUGCCUCCAACAGUAUCCAUUCCUCCUAUCCUCCACUACUCGGCCGAAGAGCCAUUCACGAAAUAUGAGAUGUGUCUGAUAUUUGCGAGAGUACUUGGAUUGCCGCAUGGGCAUAUUAUUCCUGACGCAGAGCCUCCGAAAGGAGACGCUGCUACGACCCGCCCACGAGACUGCCACUUGUACACUCGAGAAACGGAAGAUCUUAUGGAAGGGUAUGGGGGAUUGGGUUGGACGCCUUUCGAAGAGUGGUGGGUUGAUUAUUUGAACAAGGAGCAGUAAAAUGAUACUGUACAAUAUACCGAAUACAAAUUCGAACUUAUGUCGAGAUUUAUGCAUUUGAAGCCGUAAACGUUGAAGUGAACUUCCCGAGAAACCGUUGUGCUUGACUAGCGC